Molecule: messenger RNA, 1623 nt
Organism: Serpula lacrymans var. lacrymans S7.9
Lineage: Eukaryota; Fungi; Basidiomycota; Agaricomycetes; Boletales; Serpulaceae
Exons: 3
Coding region: 25-1230 (401 amino acids)
Source: RefSeq, a predicted model, not a curated record
GUUUUGCCAAUCUCUCCCCUCACCAUGGCAUCCUCCACUCUAUACCGCCGUCAGUCCAUGAUAAAUCUCUACGACAAACUGCAAGCGCAGACCGAUGAUAUGGGCUGGCUAGCCGAGACUGCUUCUCAGUUUGAAACCGAGGACAAGUCCUCCGCUCUAUAUUUCAACUUCCCAUCCGUCAAUAGCCCACCUUCGCAAAUUUCUUCUGGCGCAUCUUCCUCAUCGUCUUCGCCCUCAAACUCACCUCCGCGUGACUUUGUCAACUACGACUUAAACGUCGAUUCUGGGUCGGAUUCAGAUUCGGAUGUCGAACCCUUUUCUCUAGAAGCAGAGUCUCACUACUCUGUAUCAGAUGCUACCAAUACCUACGCGAAUACAACAAGCUUCCAGGACUUCAAUCCCAUCGAGGAGUAUGAACAGCAUACAGACUUGCCUUACUUACCCCCCGCUUUCCAACCAUAUUCUCGCGAAGUCACUCCAAUGCAUCAAAGCGAGCAUCACUACCAGGAGGCUCAGGUAGCUUCCAAGGAAGACCCAAGCAGCAUAUCCCCCUCAGUUCUCGCUCAACCGCUAACACGUUCCAACCGUGUAAAUACUCCUGCCUUUUCUCUCACCGCCGCUCAUGACUCAGACGAGGAUGCUGAUGGUGAAAGCGAUGAUGAUGUCGAUGAUGAUGAGUAUAUACCUUCCCCCCAUAUGGACUCGUGUAAGCGCCGUCAUUCCGGCCGUUCAAAUUCACUCUCCUAUCAGCGACAAGGCACCUCUCCAUCAUCAUCAUCAUCAUCUCGUAAGCGUCCUGCAUCAGGGGUCUCGACCUCUGAGCGUUUAGCCAAGCGUCCGCGCUUCUCUCCCGCACCCCGGAACGUCCAAGCCUCCCUCGAAAAUAUCGCAUCGUCUGCAACUGAACGACCAACCAAAUCGAAUCCCUGGGCUUGCCCUCACUGUUCUUGGGUUCAACGGAACCACCGCACACCGGACUUGAAACGUCAUAUUCGCACCCACACGCGGUUCCAACAGCCUGCACUGUGGGUGUGUUGUGGCGUAGCCCUAGAACUCUCUGGACCCUAUGUGAUCCCUGAGGACGCUCAGCCAUACGACUUCCAAGGGCGGAUGAUGAUCGGAGGAUGCGGCAAGGAGUUCAGCAGGCGUGAUGCGCUCAAACGGCAUCUAGAUAACCACAAUAUCACUUGCAUAGGAGACCUCAACAAUUUCGCUACCUCUUACGACUAGAAAGUGAAGGCGUAAAAGGCGCAACGACAUGACAUGACUCUUGCUCGUCUUGACGACUAGCGAAUUUCCUGCAACAUUGUAUUUCUGACAUCGGCUCAUCCUGAUUAAUAACAAAGCAAUGCUGUGUGUUAUACCCGGGCUGGAACUUAUGUAUUAUAUCUUAUACUUUACCCUCAGUCUCACUGUACUUGUCUUGUCUUUUUUUAUUCUUUUUAUUCGUGAUCUCAAUAGGUUGAGCUGUUACCAAUAUUAUCCUUUCUCCUAGUCUCUAAUUUGUUACAAGAAAUACUCACAGAAGCCUUUUCAUACGUUCUUUGUGGGUUGAGUACUUUGCUCGUCUGAAUAUCCGCAGCAGACGUCUAGGAAAAUCACCAUAAAGGCCAGUGGUUAAAU